Bactrocera latifrons is the source of this 1476-nucleotide messenger RNA. RefSeq lists its product as uncharacterized. NCBI's taxonomy places the organism in Eukaryota, Metazoa, Arthropoda, Insecta, Diptera, Tephritidae. Bases 176 to 1252 code for a protein of 358 amino acids. The transcript has a single exon. The record is from RefSeq and is a predicted model, not a curated record.
GCCUUAACAACAUAAACAACCACUUUGAGCACAAAAGCACAACGGCUAAGUGCGAGAAAUAAACAUAACAACGGACAAUGUAACCGGCUCGUCAAAAGUUUAUAAAGUAGGUGUAACAAGGUUAAAUAAGACGCAUUUUUUAUUAAAAUUUGUUCGCUCCCAACUUAUUAAAAAAAUGUCAAUAAAACGCGCGCAAUACGAUAGUAAAUGUUAUUGCAGCAGUGCUGCGUCAACAUGUUGCAGCAAUACUCAUGCAAAUUGCAUCAAGCGCAAAACAACUGGCAGCGGAAGUAUUUUCAGUGUUGCAAGCAAACGCGAUAAACAGAUUUUUAACACAAGAACAGCGGCGAAGAAUAGACAAAAUACAGAUUUUGUUAAAAUAAAAAGAAAAACAACUCUGCCCGCCGAGGUCAGCAAAAAUCGCCGCGGACUCGGUCAUACCAAUUUGCAUUGCACUACUAAUUUUAGUCGACGCAAUUCCGCCGCAACCACAGUAACAUUUUCCACGCCUUGCGCCACGCCAGCCUCGUUUCACAGUUCGAAUGCAAUCGCGCCCUCGUUCGAAACGCCGUCGCCGUCUCCACUGUCCACAAUUUUAAAGAAUUUGCCCGUAAGUAUGUCAACGCUGGGCGAUAACUUUAGCGCGCUGAGCGUUUCGUCAAAAAGUGACCGCGGCAGCGAUUGCGGCGACACGCUGCCGCACGAAUACACCGAGCAACGGCGCUACUACGAGAGCGCAAAGCAGUUAAUGAAGUUGAUAUCCGCACAGGGUGACAACUAUGCCGCACUGAAUCUCAUCAGCGGCAGCGGUGUUGACGGUAUUGCGGCCGCUGCUUGUGUGCGCGACGCGGAAGUGGAAGCGGAACGCUUGCGCCAAUUACAAGAAUUUCGUUUACAAAAUGCUGAAGACUGCUUCAAUGUACAUCGACGAUUAGAUUUGCAUUUGCCGAUGCAUAAAAACACAUUGACGCCCGGUGGAAUGGAACAACUGGUGUGUAAGCUACAACGGGAGACUUUAUCGACGAUGCAGGGUAAGAUGGAGGGCUCGGACACAAAAGGAGUAAAAAGCGCAGUGGUUAAGGAGAACGCGAAGAAAUCACAAUUGCACAAUAGUGCAAUUACUCCAUAUGCAGUGCGUCAAAGAUUAUUAAAGCUACGCUUGGAAGCAGAGGAGUUGAAACGCGCGAAACCUGGUCCUAAGUACCGUCCAUUGGAAAAAAGUUGUGCAUUGCGUUAUCAGGAGACCUACUAAUCGACCACUGUCGAGAAACUUAGAGUAUUAAAAUGUAUUAAUGCACUUUGACUUUGGAAAUAACCUUUACAAUACAUUUUUUUACAAAUUUACAAAAAUAAAAUAUAUAAUAAUACCUAUACAUACAUUUACAUACAUAUAAGACUUAAGAUUAAAAAACUAAAGUUUUCAAUUUUAAUCGAGAUGCCUAUUUACAUACAGACUUAUGUAUUAUAUAUGCUCAU